CUUCCAUCAGUGAAGCCUGCAGUCUAGAGGGUAGGGAGGAGUGUGAGCUUUCUUGUCAAUCCACAGUUCAGACAUAAGCUCUGUUAUAUUCAAGCACAAGACACUGCAGUCCUUCCCUAAAGCAAGCAAACAGGCUGUGUGAUCUAAGCAAACAACAAACAGCUUUUGGACUCCAAAAGGCAUGGCAGCAAUUCGGAAAAAACUGGUGAUCGUUGGUGAUGGUGCUUGUGGAAAGACCUGUCUACUGAUCGUAUUCAGCAAAGAUCAAUUCCCAGAAGUCUACGUGCCAACUGUCUUUGAAAACUACAUCGCAGAUAUUGAAGUAGAUGGAAAACAGGUGGAACUGGCUCUGUGGGACACAGCUGGGCAGGAGGAUUAUGACAGAUUGCGCCCCCUCUCCUACCCUGACACUGAUGUCAUCUUGAUGUGUUUCUCCAUUGAUAGCCCAGACAGUUUAGAGAACAUUCCUGAAAAAUGGACCCCAGAAGUGAAACAUUUUUGUCCCAAUGUUCCAAUCAUCCUGGUUGGUAACAAGAAGGAUCUGAGAAAUGAUGAGCACACCCGACGGGAACUCACAAAGAUGAAACAGGAGCCAGUUAAACCAGAAGAUGGAAGAGAAAUGGCCAACAGAAUCAAUGCUUUUGGUUACCUUGAAUGUUCUGCCAAGACCAAGGAUGGAGUGCGAGAGGUCUUUGAAAUGGCCACACGGGCUGCCUUACAAGUCCGGAAACACAGGAAGAAGCCUCGUUGCUCUGUCCUUUAAGAAAUAUCCUGCAGCCUUCGAGGAAGACCAAGAGAAGAUCAAAGUGGUUAGCUCAUUUUUGCUACUGCACAGCCAGCUAUCUGAUGCCAGAGACUUCAGUAGCAAAGAGCUAUAUCCACCAUCUGUACUGUAACUGUCUGUAUUCAUGUUAUGUUAUAUUGAUUCCACCACCUAUUGAUCUAUCUAGAAUUCAGCACGUUUGAGGUUGUGAAAGCUUUGGGAUGCUGCAUUAGAGGAAAUAUUGAAUGUAUGUGCCUCCCUGCUCUGCCUUCAAAUCUCAACUUGUUUUUUUGUUUAGUUUUUUUCUUUAAUUUGUUGUUUUAGAAUUAAUAAGCACAUGUGGGAUUCUGGGAGAUUUUCUCUGUGCCAUAAUCAGACUUUUUAUGUCAUAAUAUUUUAGACCUAAUCCAGUUUCUUGGGAAAUUCUGUUUAACCCCGACCUGUAAUGAAUAACCUACUCUGCCAUUUGCGAUCUUUUAGGCCGUGUGGGAUCUAGACUUUCCCAAGCCUUUGAGUGUAAAACUGAGAGUAAAUUAUUCCUACACAGCACAAUAUGAUCUACAAGCAAGUUGCACUAUCACAUUUCUCACGUCAUGACAUCUACAAAGCAUUGUACGGAGUACUUUAUAUCCAGCAGCUGCCAAUGUCACAAACCAAUUAAAGUUAGGGAUGUUCAUGCCAAAAGCAGAUUGUAAUUUUUAUUUUGUGAUCAAUACUGCUGUGAGAUGAACUUAAGUUUGGCCAUUUAUUUGACCGUAAGAGAUUUGGUUUAGAAGAAAUAAAUACAAAAAAAUGGGUUUGGGGUGUCUUAUUAUUUUUUUUGUAUGAUGAAGCUGUUUUUUUAUUUUAUUUAGUAUAUUUUUUUGUUUGUACUACAUUUUAGUUCAUUAUCUAGAACAAACUGUUCAGGUUAAUAGAGGCCAAUCAAGCUGAUUGAUCUCAAGUCUGACAGUGGUGACUGUUGAGAGUGGCACUACAACAGCAACGCUAUGCGCAAAUGCAAAUUCUUUAAAAAAAAAGUCAGAAGCUAUUAUUAUUAUUAUUAUUAUUAUUAUUAUUCUCAUCAUCACUCUUAUUAUAUUGCCUCUUGAAUAAGAAUCUGAUUUACCAAGGAGCUACCAGUAAAUCUAAAGGUUGUGUAGGUUGCUAAAACAUCUCUCCUCUUAUUUGUCUGAACCGACAAAUAAGAGGAGAGAUGUUUCAGUGGUAAUAUGGGAAUGUUUCCAUUCAAGUUCUCCUUGAUAUGCUACUGUAAUUUCAAAGAUGGAGAAUCAUUGGGUUAAUAUGGAUCUCUGCCUUAUGUGCAAUAUCUGCAGCACUUGCAUGUUAGCAUUACUUUUUCAAUGAUAAACCAGGGACAACAAAUCACUUGAGUCCACUGCUUCUAAACCUUUGAGAUGGAGUUAGUUCUGCCAAACUCUUGCACAAACAUGACAUUCAGACACCACCACAACACAAGCACAAGGGGUUUAUAAGAUCAAAAUGUAAUAUUAGAAGAAAAAAAAAAAGCACACAUGUAAGAAUGCGGUGUCUAAUGCUCUUCCAGGUCUGGAUUUUUGGAUGUAUUCUUGGACACCAGUAGAGCUGGAAAAGUGGUCAAUAUACAUUUUCUGAUUUCAUUUUUUUCUUCAUUAUUUCCCUACUUCUCUUAAGAAGAAUCUCAUAACCCACAACACUGCUUUAGAAUGCACACACAUACCAGCAUUUUGAUAAUCUAAGUAACCAACUUGCUGAACCUAUCUGUCUGUGCUCUGUCUACUGAAAACUUGUUCUCUUGCUUUGUACAGCAAUCUCCAUACUAGCUUUAUCUCAUUUCAAGACCAUUAGCUUGUGUCCCACACUUUUGCCUUUUAAAUUCCUUUAUAGAAAUAAAGCAUAUAACUGUAAGAUUUGUCUUUUGUUUUGUAUCCUGUUCUUUGCCUGACUGCCUGUAAAAGUUGAAAUUUGACACGUGACUUUUCAAAUGUAAAAUAACAAUAAACAUGUACAAUGAGAAAAUAAAUACAAAUUGGUAUUUUAAUGGAA
This is a messenger RNA of Pelobates fuscus (common spadefoot toad), 2788 nucleotides long. RefSeq names its product rho-related GTP-binding protein RhoA-D-like. Gene Ontology annotation, cellular component: cleavage furrow; cytosol; dendritic spine. The coding region runs from base 182 to 763 and encodes 193 amino acids. Gene Ontology annotation, molecular function: GTPase activity; GTP binding; protein kinase binding. NCBI's taxonomy places the organism in Eukaryota, Metazoa, Chordata, Amphibia, Anura, Pelobatidae. The transcript has 5 exons. The record is from RefSeq and is a predicted model, not a curated record. Gene Ontology annotation, biological process: Rho protein signal transduction; stress fiber assembly.